This is a messenger RNA of Syngnathoides biaculeatus (alligator pipefish), 5270 nucleotides long. RefSeq names its product far upstream element (FUSE) binding protein 1 (gene fubp1). Gene Ontology annotation, biological process: regulation of DNA-templated transcription. The transcript is spliced from 20 exons. Lineage: Eukaryota; Metazoa; Chordata; Actinopteri; Syngnathiformes; Syngnathidae. Bases 94 to 2148 code for a protein of 684 amino acids. The record is from RefSeq and is a predicted model, not a curated record. Gene Ontology annotation, cellular component: cytoplasm; nucleus. Gene Ontology annotation, molecular function: mRNA binding.
GGAGCUGUGUCAUCAUCUCCCGCCCGUGUAAGCCGCCAUCUUGUCGCGCCGAGGAAGAGAAGAGAGAGACAAGACAGCUUGCUUGCUUCAGAUAUGGCGGACUACAGCAGCGUGGCUCCACCGUCCAGCGGCGGCGGCGGAAUGAAUGAGGCUUUUAAAGACGCUCUCCAGCGCGCACGGCAGAUCGCAGCGAAAAUCGGCGGGGAUGGCGUUGCGGCUCCUCCAACGAGCGAGUUCGCCUACGGAGGCCAGAAAAGGCCUUUGGAGGACGCUGGUGGGUAUUUUCCCAUGCCUAACCUGAAUAUCGACCAACCUGAGACAAAGAAAGUGGCGACUAAUGAUGCUUUUUCUGCCAUGGGAGCAAUGGGAGGCCCCCCAAGAUCAAUUUCGGAGGAAUUCAAGGUUCCCGAUGGGAUGGUUGGAUUCAUUAUCGGAAGAGGUGGUGAACAAAUCUCACGUCUGCAGCAGGAAUCUGGCUGCAAAAUACAGAUUGCACCUGACAGUGGAGGUAUGCCUGAUCGGUCAGUGACAUUGACAGGAGGGCCUGAUGCAAUCCAGACGGCAAAGAGGCUGCUCACAGAGAUUGUCGAGAAGGGACGCCCAUCCCCGGCGUUCCAUCAUAACGACGGUCCAGGCAUGACUGUUCAGGAGAUCAUGGUCCCUGCCUCGAAAGCUGGCCUCGUCAUCGGCAAGGGAGGUGAGACCAUCAAGAGCCUUCAGGAAAGAGCUGGAGUGAAGAUGGUCAUGAUUCAAGAUGGCCCCCAAAACACAGGUGCAGAUAAACCUCUACGCAUUUCGGGAGAACCCUUUAAAGUUCAGCAAGCCAAAGAGAUGGUGAUGGAGCUGAUCAGAGACCAGAUCUUCAGAGAGCAGAGGGGCGAGUAUGGCUCUAGAAUUGGAGGUGGCGGCGGCGAGAGCUUAGAUGUUCCCGUUCCCCGGUUUGCUGUUGGAAUCGUCAUUGGCAGAAAUGGAGAAAUGAUCAAGAAGAUCCAGAGUGACACCGGGGUCAGGAUCCAGUUUAAACCAGAUGAUGGAAGUGCACCAGACAGGAUAGCACAGAUAAUGGGUCCUCCUGACCAGGCUCAGCACGCAGCAGAGAUAAUUUCGGACCUGCUGAGGAGCGUCCAGGCCGGUGGGCCUCCAGGACACGGUGGAGGUGGUGGAGGCGGAAGAGGCAGAGGACGCGGGCAAGGCAAUUGGAACAUGGGGCCUCCUGGUGGCCUCCAGGAGUUCACGUUCUCUGUUCCAACCAUGAAGACUGGCCUCAUCAUUGGAAAAGGUGGUGAGACCAUUAAAGGCAUCAGCCAACAGUCGGGCGCCAGGAUUGAGCUGCAGAGGAAUCCUCCUCCCAACUCUGACCCCAAUGUCAAGAUGUUCACCGUCAGGGGGUCGCCUCAGCAGAUCGACUAUGCCAGGCAGCUGGUAGAGGAGAAGAUUGGCGGGCCUGUCACUCCAAUGGGUGGCCCACAUGGCCCCCCUGGUCCACAUGGAGGUCCUGGCCCACAUGGUCCUCCUGGCCCGCCAGGACCCCCAGGUGCUCCCAUGGGUCCUUAUAACCCUGGGCCUUACAACCAGGGACCCCCAGGACCACAUGGUCCCCCUGCACCCUACCAGCCUCAGGGCUGGGGAAACGGUUACCCGCACUGGCAGCAGGGGCAGCCUGAUCCAAACAAAGCAGCAGCUGACGCCAAUGCCGCAGCGUGGGCAGCCUACUAUGCCCAAUACGGUCAGCAACCUCAGGCUCCAAUGACACCCACCGGUGGAGCGCCUGGCAGUACUCAGUCCAAUGGUCAAGGUGACCCACAGGCUGCAGGUCAGAGUGGACAGGCAGAUUACACCAAGGCCUGGGAGGAUUAUUACAAGAAAAUGGGGCAACAGAGUCAGCAACCUCAGGACUACACCAAAGCCUGGGAGGAGUAUUAUAAGAAACAAGGGCAAGCGGCCCCUCAGGCAGCAGCGCCGGCGGCCGCUGCGGCCCCUACCACUCAACCCGGCGGCCAGCCAGAUUACAGCGCCGCUUGGGCUGAAUACUACCGGCAGCAGGCAGCUUACUAUGGCACGAGCAACCCUCAGACCAUGGGAGCGGCGCCACAAGCACCUCAGGGUUUACAGGGUUCCAGCCUGAGCAGCAGCACCCUAACCUCAUAAACUUUCCUCCCUGCACAGGUUGUCCGCUGUUAAUUCCCGCUGUUAACAUGCAUCGUAUCUUCUAUGUAUUUCUCCUGCACAGGGCCAGUAAUGUGAAGUGGACAUAACGUAAAUGCUUCAUUGUCGAACACAAAAAUCCUAUGUUAAAUGUUUGGAUGCAGACGCCUCGGUGAUUUCCUUGGUUUGAAAGUGUUACACAUAGAUGGCAGUUUACCCGGCGAGCACGUCCUCUCUUCUCCAUUCAUAUAUUUGUUUUUGUUUUUUUUUUUUUCUUGUAAAUGCUUUGUUUUUAGUGAGACAACUCAACUCACAUGGUCAUUCCAGCCCUGUAUCUACAUUAAAUGUGGUUAGAAGUCAUGUUAAUGAUUGAACUGUAGACAUUACCAUGUAAAUCAUCUCAGUUUUAAAAAGGUAUAAAAAAAAUGCUUAUUGCCUGUUGUGUUUUUUGCAAUAAAAUAAACUGAAACCUCCUGUGUUGGUAAGUUGGGGGCCACCUUCACGACAAGAGGGUGGGGGGAGGGGCUAUGUUAUGUUAUCAGAGCAAUUAGCGGGCCACCUGUGGGUUGACACAAAGCGAUUCUCUCCUGUUUCUCUCCCAACUGUCUACAAGACGCUUGUUGAUUGACACUUGCUGUUUGCCGUCAUGCUUUUUCUUGAUGACUUGAGCCAGGCGACUUGUGUGCGUUGUUAUUGAGCUAGUAUCCACAUGCCGUUUUUAUUCCCCUUGACGUGUAGACACUUCCUCCUCCACAGGCAAGUGUAGAAAAGUGGUAAGAACGUAUAUACAUAUUCCCACACCCAUUCGUGAUUGCAAAGAAAUGUUUUUUUUUCUAUUGUUAGUGUUCCCUUAUUUUUCUUACAGGACAGUCAGGUAAAUUGUAUGAUGCAAAUUUUUUUGUCCUGCCCUUGUACUCUUAAUAUGUAAACGUUUUUAAAUGAUAAAACUAACGCAAAGAGAAUUUUUUUAAUUUUUUUUUUUUUUUUUGCUGUGCCGCUGCUUUGUUAGUGUCAUAUCCAAUACAAGCAAUGAGCUCUGUAGGCUCAGGCAGGGGGCGACUUAACGCCGUCCACAUCCAAGUUGAGCCCUCCUGUCCUGUAAGUACCAAAACUGACUACCGAGCCAAAUGAUGCUUGCAAAAUACAUAUUUUUUGUCAAAAUUUGCCAUUUCCCCUCCCUUUUGUCUUUGGGUAAGUAUUCACUGUUGUGAAGCCAGGCGGUAGACUUUUUUGACUGUUGAAUUCACCUUGUGGCGCUUGUCGGACACCAUUUUAGUGGCAUUGAUGAUUUGAAUGUCGGUUACUCUUGCGCGGUUGUUGUUGCUGACUGUUCUCCUUAAAUGCCCUCCCUCCCCCUUCUUUCUUUUUACCAAAAUGGACAUUGAUCGAGAUGAAAUUCAGCAUAGCAUGCUUACUUAGACCUUAUUUGUGUUGCCAAUGUUCCAUCUGAGCAUGUCGCGCUAAGUCGUGGACUUGUCACAUGAAUAUUGAUUGAUUGAUUGAGCACUGUUUAAAAGGCACUUGAUUGUAUUGACCAGUUCAGGAAAGGAGAAAUCGUAUUGACUGCAAAUAUAUAUCUAUAUAGUGCAAUAUAUAUCUGAUCUUUGCAGUGUUCUCCCCCAACCCCCCCAGACCUUGCACCUUAGGUUCUGCUGCAGUAAUCCAGGUAAGCAAAGCCUAAGGAAACAAUAGUGAAAUACAGUGGAACCUCCAAAGAAGAAUAUCCAGAAUUGAAUGGAAAAAUGAAUGAAUGUGACGUGAUAUAUCUGAAGAUAAGUUCUACGGCUGUGCUUUUGCUUUCUGGGUCGUCGCAAUAGAAGGUCCCUGUGAUCAUAGCCAUUGAACAGAAAAUGGAGCUACAACCUCUGAAAGAAUCUGGCUACUGUGUACCGUUGAACGAAGUGGGGAUGUUUUUACAUUUCACCAUAUCGUUAGUUUUGUUUUACAGUUAACUUGUAUUUACACACAUCAGUGUAGGAGCCGAAACCCCAAUGUAGUGAGUUUCACACGCCCAUUUGAUAGUCUAAUACAGUACAGGUUGUUUAGAACUUUUUCCUUUUGUAAUCAGCACACACUGAAAAUGAGUAGUGAUAGUUAAAGGGAUGGUUGUGAUUUUUGACACUUUGGUAAUUAAACAUGAACUCAGGUCAGAUUGACACAAGAGCAUGACUCUUGAGAAAGGAAUGUAACAAGUUGGUUGCAACGGUCUUUGACAAAUUGAUGUUAGAACAUAAUCAACGGAUGAAUGCAGCCCUCUGGUUUGGGAAAACAACUUUGUGGACCUGCACCACUUCUGCUUUGGAGGUUCCACUGUCCAUUUUUCCGAUUUGACCAGUUUUCCAUCCAUGCAAAGAAAUGCUCACCCUGUCAAUGAAUUCAUGAACUGAAAAGUGACACAAUUGACUUGUACGACUGUGGACUUGACUCAAAAGUACAAAGUGGUUGGUUAUGAGGAAGUGCUUUGUGUGCAUAAUUAUGACAGGCCUCUUAAUUGUCUAUUUUUGAAUUGUCGUGCAUGUCCUGUAAAGCUGCAGCAGAAGGACAGGGCCAUAUUAUUUAUUUUUUUUUUUUUAAACAGAAAAUGCGUGAUGUUGACAAUGUUCUCUGGUGGUUUAUUCUGCUGUCAAUAAGCACAGUGCUGACGUACUCAUUGAAACACCUUCACUUCUCGCUCACAGUGUUGGAGGACGCUGCAAGCUUAGGCGCUAGAAUCAGAGCCUGUGGUAGUCUCUGCCGAGCGUAGGCCGGGCAAGAGCUCCAGUGCUUAAGGUAAAAAAACAAAAAAAGAUCAUUGAACAAGUAAUGCAAUUUUUGUGACUGCAAAAAGUGCAAGUUAGGCAUCUUUUCUGCUCGAGUUGACUGUUUUAAUGCUAGUGACUUGAGUCGUUUGAUGGUGAUUUGUAUUUUUAGUUGUCAUGGUUGUUGCAAUGAAUGGUUUAGAAAGUUGGAUGAGAACAGGAACUGAACUUUGAAUAUGAUGUCAUUAAAAUGUCCCACUCAGGCUCUGCAGGAUGGGGUUUGGGGGAAAGGGUUAUUUAGCUGGAGGAAACCUAGUGGUAAACGUGCUGUAUUAUAUGGUCACUCUUACUGUCAUGUUCAUUAUUAAUAAAGGUGUCACAAAUGAA